UGCGCGCGUGUGGUCUAGGGUCCGUCUGUUCUAGGGCAUUGGAUCCGUCGCGUCCCAUUCGGUUUCUGAGAAAUACUCUGCAAGGUUCAGGGUCGUUGAUCCCUUUACACGUUCAUCGAACAAACGUACUGCGUACAAGACUUGUCUUGACUGAAGCUUGCUCAGAAUGAGCGCCUCUCUAGUGCGUAAAGGGCUGGAUCUUUUCAGUGAAGAUUUGACGAAUCAAUCAGCAAAAACAAAGAAGGGCCCAAGUGCAGCAUCUGGUUCAACAACUAACAAAACAGGACUAAAGAAGCUGAAGCGGGCAGAACAGAAACAUAAACUGGGAUCUGCUCCUGAGCUGACCAUCAAGGGCAAGAAGGUCAAAUCUUCACUGAAAAAGUACAACCAGCACAAAUCAAAGGAUAACACAGAAGAAACAAUCAAGUACCUCCAACUUCUCAGUAGCAAGAAGACAAAUCCAAAGGUUGCAGAGCAGGUGGUUGAGUAUCAGCAACGGCGCUCUGCUCAGCCCGCCCCUGCUCAGCAGAAGUCAAAGCAGCCCAGGUCGUGUUUCUCGGAGGAGGACUUUGCCCGAUUCGAGCGGGAAUACUUUGUCGGUCCGCGUAAGAGGCCGGCCGCGUGACGUGCCUGGUUCUGACUUUGACUGAGUGAACGGGCGAGCGCCUGACCGCUUCAGCGUCACAAGUAUUGCGCGCCGGUCCUACACUCCAAGCGCUCGGCGGGGUCAGUCCUCAGAGCUGAACCAAUACACCUGUCCGUCUUUUUACGCUGGGGAGCGAACGCCGCUGGAUUCGCAUGAUCUACCAAAGGACGCACGGUGCCACCGGUUAGCUCGUCGCGCGUUAGCAAGCGAUCACCCAGCGCAUAGCUAGCUGAUCGGCGAAGCGUUCGGCGGUCGCCUGGCGCGCACGCCGUGCUCGCGUCGCGAGGGCGUCAGCCCCUCGACCUCCGACUCAACAGCUCUGACUCUGACUCGCUGAGUCUGCGGGCCGCUCCUGCACCCCCUCUCGUGCGAUGGCCGGCUGGUGCGUGGCGGCGGUGUCGGGGGUCACAUGCGGCGGCAAGACUACCGUGGCGCGCAUGCUGCACGCCGCAUACCCCGGCUCCGUGCUCGUGGCGCAAGACGACUACUUCCUGCCGGAGGACGACCCGCGCCAUGUGCCGGCGCCAGGCGUCAACCACCUGAACUGGGAAUUGCUGUCCUCGAUCGACACGGGCCGGAUGGUGACAGACGUGGCGGCGAUCUUGGCGCAGCCUGCGCCGGCCGGCGACGCUGCGCCGCGCCUGCUCAUCAUCGAAGGCUUCCUUGUGCUCAACGACGCGCGGCUGCGCGCGCUUUGUGACGUGCAGUGUUACGUGACGCUGGAGCGUGGCAUCUGCUGGGAGCGGCGCCAGCAUCGCCACUACGAGCCCGCCGACGUGCCUGGCUACUUCGACGCAUGCGUCUGGCCCAUGUACGAGCGCCACCUGGCGGAACUGCGUUGCGUGGACGGCGGUCGAGUCAUCUACCUGGAUGGCGCACUGCCGCUGGACCGGCUGUACACGCGCGUGGCUGCUGAGGUGUCGCGGGCCAUGGAGAAGCAGUGCGCCAAUUGACCGAACCGCGCGAAUGGUCGCCAGCAGGUGGGGAGUUGUUCGGUGACCGGGUGGCCGAGUGUUCGUGCGUGGUGCGAUUCCAAUGCUUAAAUAUGGCGUUAUCUCCGGUCGUGGCGUCGUACUUAAGCAUGGCUGUUGGAACACGCCGUACGCUCGUUGAUUUAGUAUAUUAUCCACGUGUUGUUUGGCAGGUUUGCCAAUUACGAAAAUACACAUGCAAGAUACAAUCCGAAGAAGGGAGAGUAUGUUUCAA
Pollicipes pollicipes is the source of this 1852-nucleotide messenger RNA. RefSeq names its product nicotinamide riboside kinase 1. The record is from RefSeq and is a predicted model, not a curated record. The transcript is spliced from 4 exons. Gene Ontology annotation, molecular function: kinase activity; ATP binding. Bases 1018 to 1599 code for a protein of 193 amino acids. NCBI's taxonomy places the organism in Eukaryota, Metazoa, Arthropoda, Thecostraca, Pollicipedomorpha, Pollicipedidae.